Xylaria bambusicola is the source of this 1699-nucleotide messenger RNA. Its product is annotated as phospholipase/carboxylesterase. The coding region runs from base 380 to 1306 and encodes 308 amino acids. Gene Ontology annotation, cellular component: cytoplasm. The record is from RefSeq and is a predicted model, not a curated record. Lineage: Eukaryota; Fungi; Ascomycota; Sordariomycetes; Xylariales; Xylariaceae. The transcript has a single exon. Gene Ontology annotation, biological process: protein depalmitoylation. Gene Ontology annotation, molecular function: carboxylic ester hydrolase activity; palmitoyl-(protein) hydrolase activity.
UGAAAUAAUAUUAUAUUGGCUACCUACCUAUAAUUACCCAAACGCGGAACAUGUGGGACGUGCAUUCCUGAAGGAUUUAAAGGGUACCCUUCGCUUCAUACGAAUUUUCGACCCUUUGACCUUUCCCCUUGUAACGUAGGAAAAGACUAUGCCCAUCAUUUCAACUUUACCAAAACUUUGUAGAGUGCCUCACAUUUUUGGAGUGUACCUACCCAUGUGCUUAAGUAAGCAUGCAGCGAUGCCCAGUAUGUUCCUCAUGGUGGCGCCUGCGUCCUGCUAACAACUACCAUAUAUCAACGUGAUACGACAAGCGAAUUAUAAAACUAACGGCGAAAGACAACCGACGACUUUGGCCGAAGUACGGACCCAAAAGUAAGCCAUGGAAAUGGACACUAAGCCACCGUCAGCUUCUGGGGAGGUAGCGCGGCGCUACCAGUCGACAUACAUCGUCGAGCCUACAGGCAAACACUCCCACACCAUCAUUCUACUUCAUGGUCUGAGCUCGAAUGGCCAGAAAUUCGGCCAAGAACUCCUGGAGACAGGAAAAACGUCCGCUGGUGAAACGUUACCUGAAUUGCUACCAGGCGCUCGCUUCAUAUUUCCGACUGCUAAGCUCCGGCGUUCUAGUGCCUUUGGCAGAAGUAAACUUACUCAAUGGUUCGACAUUGCCCGUCUCCCGGAUCCUUCCUACCGCAAGGAAACGCAGCUGCAAGGGUUGGCGGAGUCGGCAGUCGUAAUUCGGGAGCUUCUUCGUCAAGAGAUAGAAGUGGCGGGAGUGCCUCCGACGAACAUCAUUCUCGGCGGACUAAGCCAGGGCUGUGCGAUGUCCCUCUCUGUCCUUCUGACCCUUGAAUACCCACUUGGAGGCUACUUCGGUAUGUGUGGGUAUUUGCCUUUUCAACAAGAUAUUGAAGAUGCAAUCAAUAAGGAACAUGGAUCGGAUGACGGCAUGGAUGACGAUAACCCAUUCGCGACAUCGGACCAAGAUGGCCAGCCCGAAGACCCGGCACUGAGAGCUCUAAACUUUGAAAAAGAUCUUCUCUGUAUUGACACGCCUCGGGACACCACUGUAGAACAGCUACAGACAGCGUCAUCGACCCCAAUUUUCCUCGGCCACGGUGAUGUGGACGAGAAGAAACCAUAUGUACACGGUGAAAACGCCGCCCGUACUAUGCGUGCUGCUGGGUACAACGUUGAUUGGAAGUUAUAUCCUGGGUUGGGUCAUUGGUAUAAAAUUCCUGAUGAGAUUGAUGACAUUGUGCAGUUCAUUCGUAAUCGUGUGGGGUGGGAGAUGGUGAAGCUGUGAUGGGGGCUUUUUUUUUUUUUCGUUCUUUCUUUUCACUUAUUGGAAACGAGAUGGAAUGGAGCCUAGAGCAACUUGCAUGGACACGGCUCAACAGGUAUCCUCUGAGUAUACAUACGUGAGCUACCAAGUGACUUUCAAACCACUCUUUUCUAGACUUCCUGGCGGAAUAUAUUAAUCAACAGUUGCCCAUAGACCCCAUCUUGAGCUGCAACACAUUGCUUUCAAAGGCCAUCCAAACCUCGACAACCUCGAUAACUGUGGUUCUUGGCCCCAUAGAUAAAUCGCCACAAAGUUGAGGGAGGAGACAAGCAGAUAUAUUGUUCUUGCGACGGUGUAGGAUACAAGACAUCCAUCGCGAGAGGUUGCUCCAAUAUCAAGUAUAUAAUAUCUAAG